UUCUCUUUACUCCCCGUCAUAACCAACCACCGCCACGCCGCCGCUUCCGCCUCGCAAAGCAAGCCCACGCCGCCGCUUCCGCCCACGCGCGCGCCGGAGAUUCCACCACUCGCCUCUCGCAGCCAUGGCGGUGGAGAAGGCGGUCAAGGGGGUUGGCGACGCGCAGCAGCGGGGCCCGGACCCGGAGCCGGAGCCGGAGCCGGAGGCCGAGGCGUCGACGUUCGCGGAGCUGGGCAUCUGCAAGGAGCUGGUGGACGCGUGCGACGCCAUGGGGUGGAAGCAGCCCACCAAGAUCCAGGCCGGGGCCAUCCCCCACGCCCUCCAAGGGAGGGACGUCAUCGGGCUGGGGCAGACGGGGUCCGGCAAGACGGGCGCCUUCGCGCUGCCCAUCAUCCAGGCGCUGCUCGAGCACCGCCAGCCCUUCUUCGCCUGCGUCAUGUCGCCCACCAGGGAGCUGGCGAUUCAGAUUGCGGAGCAGUUUGAGGCGCUCGGGUCAGCGAUUGGCUUGGUUUGCUCUGUGCUUGUUGGCGGAGUUGAUCGGAUGCAGCAAGUGUUGUCCAUAGCAAAACGUCCACAUAUUGUGGUUGGAACUCCUGGCCGUCUUUUGGACCAUUUGAAAGAUACAAAAGGUUUUAGCCUGACUAAAGUGAAGUACUUGGUACUUGAUGAAGCUGAUAAAUUACUUAAUUUGGAGUUUAAGGAAUCACUAGAUGAUAUUCUGAAGGUCAUUCCUAAAGAACGGAGAACAUACCUUUUCUCAGCCACGAUGACCAAAAAGGUGAGCAAACUGCAACGUGCUUGUCUCAGAAACCCUGUUAAGGUGGAAGUAUCCUCCAAAUAUUCGACAGUGGAUACACUUAAACAAGAGUGGUAUUUCGUUCCUGCAGAUUACAAGGAUUGUUAUCUUGUUCAUGUUCUGAAUGAGUUGCCGGGGGGCAUGAUCAUGAUCUUUGUGAGGACCUGUGAGUCAACAAGGCUCCUUGCUCUCACUUUAAGGAAUCUUGGUUUUAAAGCUCUCUCUAUCAGUGGCCAGAUGAGUCAGGACAAAAGACUAGGUGCUUUAAACAAGUUCAAAGCAAAAGAUUUCAACAUUCUUAUUUGCACGGAUGUGGCGAGUCGUGGUCUUGACAUUCAAGGAGUUGAUGUGGUUAUCAAUUAUGAUAUACCAAUGAAUUCUAAGGAUUAUGUACACCGGGUUGGUAGGACUGCACGUGCAGGGCAAUCAGGAUAUGCUGUAUCUUUGGUGAAUCAGUAUGAGGGUCAGUGGUUUAAGAUGAUUGAGCAGCUCCUCGGAUUCGAAAUUCCUGAUCGUAAAGUAGAUGCAGAUGAAAUCAUGAUACUUCGUGAGCACAUAUCCGAUUCAAGGAGGAUCGCAUUGACGAAAUUGAAAGAGGACGGUGGCCACAAGAAGAGAAGGAAGGUGGAGGAUGACGAUGAAGAAGAGGAGCAGGCUCCAAGAGGUCAUCGGAAACCAAAGUCUUUCAAGAAAUCAACAAGGCGGUGAUAGCAUUUAAGUCCAGAUAGCAGGGAACCUCCUUCCGUAUAAUGAGUUAGAAUCCGUAUAUACCACUCCACCUUGUGAACUCUUUAGUUCCUUUGCACCAGCUAUGUACGCUAUCUUUAUUAGAAAGCCAGGUCAGUUCGAGCAGUAGCUAUUUCUUUGUUUGACACAAGAUUUUACAUCUAUGCUAUAUGAAGAUUUCACAUUUA
Messenger RNA from Lolium perenne, 1710 nucleotides. RefSeq names its product DEAD-box ATP-dependent RNA helicase 10. Gene Ontology annotation, molecular function: nucleic acid binding; RNA helicase activity; ATP binding. Lineage: Eukaryota; Viridiplantae; Streptophyta; Magnoliopsida; Poales; Poaceae. Gene Ontology annotation, cellular component: cytosol. The record is from RefSeq and is a predicted model, not a curated record.